Molecule: messenger RNA, 1281 nt
Organism: Penaeus indicus
Lineage: Eukaryota; Metazoa; Arthropoda; Malacostraca; Decapoda; Penaeidae
Exons: 1
Coding region: 1-1281 (426 amino acids)
Source: RefSeq, a predicted model, not a curated record
AUGGGCAUUGGGCAAGGGACAGACAUGGGCAUUGGGCAGGGGACAGACAUGGGCAUUGGGCAGGGGACAGACAUGGGCAUUGGGCAAGGAAUAGAUAUGGGCAUUGGGCAGGGGACAGACAUGGGCAUUGGGCAGGGGACAGACAUGGGCAUUGGGCAAGGGAUAGACAUGGGCAUUGGGCAGGGGACAGACAUGGGCAUUGGGGAAGGGACAGACAUGGGCAUUGGGCAAGGGAUAGACAUGGGCAUUGGGCAGGGGACAGACAUGGGCAUUGGGCAAGGGACAGACAUGGGCAUUGGGCAAGGGAUAGACAUGGGCAUUGGGCAGGGGACAGACAUGGGCAUUGGGCAAGGGAUAGACAUGGGCAUUGAGCAAGGGACAGACAUGGGCAUUGGGCAAGGGACAGACAUGGGCAUUGGGCAAGGGACAGACAUGGGCAUUGGGCAAGGGACAGACAUGGGCAUUGGGCAGGGGACAGACAUGGGCAUUGGGCAGGGGACAGACAUGGGCAUUGGGCAGGGGAUAGACAUGGGUAUUGGGCAGGGGACAGACAUGGGCAUUGGGCAAGGGAUAGACAUGGGCAUUGGGCAGGGGACAGACAUGGGUAUUGGGCAGGGGAUAGACAUGGGCAUUGGGCAGGGGACAGACAUGGGCAUUGGGCAGGGGACAGACAUGGGCAUUGGGCAGGGGACAGACAUGGGCAUUGGGCAGGGGACAGACAUGGGCAUUGGGCAGGGGACAGACAUGGGCAUUGGGCAGGGGACAGACAUGGGCAUUGGGCAGGGGAUAGACAUGGGCAUUGGGCAGGGGAUAGACAUGGGCAUUGGGCAGGGGAUAGACAUGGGUAUUGGGCAGAAGAUAGAAAUGGGCAUUGGGCAGGGGACAGACAUGGGCAUUGGGCAGGGGACAGACAUGGGCAUUGGGCAGGGGACAGACAUGGGCAUUGGGCAAGGGACAGACAUGGGCAUUGGGCAGGGGACAGACAUGGGCAUUGGGCAGGGGACAGACAUGGGCAUUGGGCAGGGGACAGACAUGGGCAUUGGGCAGGGGACAGACAUGGGCAUUGGGCAGGGGACAGACAUGGGCAUUGGGCAGGAGACAGACAUGGGCAUUGGGCAGGGGACAGACAUGGGCAUUGGGCAGGGGACAGACAUGGGCAUUGGGCAGGGUCAUGUUAAAGGCAAGAGGGCAUUCGUAGGCGGCGGCAGGGUUACCAACGCCCAGUGGACAGCCCACCCACAGACACUCAACUUAGUGGCACUUGUGGUUGUUGGCUCUUGA